This is a messenger RNA of Porites lobata, 12908 nucleotides long. NCBI's taxonomy places the organism in Eukaryota, Metazoa, Cnidaria, Anthozoa, Scleractinia, Poritidae. The record is from the annotation of a GenBank genome assembly.
AUGGAAAUAGUUCAGAUAAUCUGUUUCACGGUCGCAUUACUACAGACCACUUCACUUCAUGCCCAUCUAUAAUAGACAAUGCUGUUACGACUGUUAAACUCUUUAAGCCCCAAUAUUCAAAUACCAGUUCUCCAGACUGAUCUCUAUACAUUUCCCUAAAGAAUUGGUUAAGAUAAUUUGUUUGUAGAUCAAAGAUUUUCCCAUCAGGUGAUCAUUUUUAUUAUUAAUUCUCACAACAUUUUAACUUGAUUCUGUAUGGAUUUUGUACCUAAAGGUUUUUAUAAGUGAUUUUGUAGACUCUAAUUUGAGCAGUUCUUGUGCAACUCCUUCUUGUUAAUAUCUUGACAGCUCUUUCAUAUUAUUUUCUAAAAUAUAGCUUAAUUCAUCACACAUUGUACUCACUAUUAUCUAUCUUCUCAAUGGCUUGGAGCCUUUAGCUAAUUGUCGCUCGCUUGCCCGCUUCUCGGCCUAUAAGUACGCUCCGCUCACUAAGAAACUCGUGAGGUUGACUCGCAGCAAGUCUAAGGACCGUGGGAUGUUCCAGAUACUCAUCUAAUGAUAAUAUUAGUUAGUAUCAAUACUAGGUACAGGUACCGGAAAAUGAAACGUUGUCGUUGUUGUUGAGAAACCAACUCUCCCCAGUUUGUUUCUAUAAAGGUUGUGUUUUUUUCACUUUGGAAAUAGCUACUGUAGUCAGUCCAAAAUUGUGGUGCACUUAUUUACCUAUUCACCCUUGGGAAUUUUGCUGAAAAACGCGUUUUAAAGGUAGUCGAGCCGUUUUCUGGUCACUGUCUGGCUGUUAAGAGAUAAAACAUGCCACAAAGCCCUUUACAGGUCCUGCACUUGGCGGCCUUCUUAUCAUUUUGGGCAUACGCAGGAAGCAAAGUUCCGAUGGGUUUAAUAGUGACACAGGAGUCCUGACUAUUUCUUUUCACUUUCUCUCCUCUCCACUUCUUUCGUUCUUCUUGCUUCGUUUUUUCUUUUGCCGGGCAUUUACAACUGUAGCAGGAUUCAUUUUGUCGGGAAAAGUUUUUGGGAAAGCUUUUAGGAUGAAAGGAAAGGUAGGUGGGUAGUGGAAGAAGAAUUUCAUGGGAAUUUUCGCGUCAGCUUUACUGGUUUUUUGCCUUUUCCCCAGUCUCCUUUACUGAAUCGUGCUUAUCUAGUAUGGUUUGAAAGAUCUCUUCACCCUGCACAAAGUUGUCCUUUACCGUCAACAAUUAAAAUGCCAAUAACAGUGACAUUUACAUGUUUAAGCUUGUUCCUUGUUGAAAUUUCUAUGCUAGGAGCCAGUCUCUUUGUAUGGAGACACAAAAUUCUUCUCCCUGGCCAAGCUGGAUCGCUCACUUAGCCUUUCUACAAUUAAAAAGUUCGUGGAGGAAGAAGAAGCAAAGUAAGCUGAUAACUAGCUCUAACGAAUGGUUUAAUUCUUAUAACAGUUACCUUUAAAACAAUAAUUUUACCAUACUGAUCUUUCUAGCAAUUAAUCGAAUAAAGCAAUUAUUAACAGACUUUAAGCAAAUGGUUUUCAUGGUUUUGGCGCUGUAAAUUGACUAGUCUGAAAUGUUAUACUUCUCCAACCCUAACCCGUGGGGGGCGCGGGGGAUAGCAGAGAAGUCUGAAUUCCGAGCGUUAUAAUGCCGUCCGGUGACUUCACCUACUUUUGCGAAUACGGUAGGUAUUUUCUGAUUGGCUAUUACCCUUCCGAAAACCUUCCCAAAAACAUCCCGUUUGACAGGAUAAACGAGACUUAUAAUUGCUGUGUGAAACAUGACCUUAAGGUCAGCGGAAGUUAACCUCUCCUCACAAAGUGAAGACUUAUACUAUAGUAGGAACUGAUAAAUUGACUGCCAUGGUAAAGCAGAACACACCUUUUGUCACUUGUUGUUUCUAUCAAUCGCAGGCCUAGGCCAAACGUUUAAAUUUUCAUGAGACUAAGCACACAUAGUGAGUGAACUUCAUGAAAAUUCGACGUCUGGCUUAGUUACGUUCGUCUAAAUGAGUUUGGAUCGUCCAACACGUUCUAGUAAGGAGAGGUCAGGAGAAUUCUCAGAUUAAAAGCGACUCUUCUCUUUUGAUACGUUUAAGCUCCAGCCAAGGGUGAGAAGAAUGAAUUCACUGCCUAUGUUAUGUUGUCCUUGUUAGAUCAAUUGCCCCACUCUACACUUUGACACUGUAAAACUGUCCUUUCAGGUUGCCAAGUAAACUGGUUAUAGAAUGGCCUGAGGAUGACAAGCUGGAUCCUAACUCGAAAAUCCCAGCAGGAACCACCAUAGGUGUGUACUUCUCGACAAACUCUGUUGUAUUAGACAAUUUUCUUGGUUGCUACGCAGUUUCAAUUUGAAAAUUAAAGCUGGUAGAAAAAAAUAAACGAUCUGCGGUUCCGGACUCACUCUGAGUUCAGUUCAACGGUUAGGAAAAGGCGAUUGAAAAUUAAUAUACGUAGGUCAGGUUUGAAAUGCCCUAAAUCAUUAAUUUUUCUCAGUCCUAAAGUAAUUAGAACCGCUAACUUCCCCAACGAUAGCCUGCGUCGAGAUCCCUGAUAUACACUACAUCACGUUUUUAAGUCUAGGUGUCGACUAGCAUGUCCGGCUGCAAUGCAGGCUACAACAAUGAGUGAUUAAUGUAUUCUUGGCAGUAAGCUUAUUUAUGUGGUCUCAGCCUUUUUUUUUUAAGAAAGUUGCUUUUUGGCCACCAAUAUUUGGAAAAAAAUUAGGUGAAAAAUUCGGUCGGAAAAAAAUGAGAGGUGGGGUUGUGUGGGGGGGGGGGGGGGGGCAGGCGGAUCAAUAAAACAGGAUACAAUGUCUUACCUGUCUUGAACAUGUUGAAUGUGUCACUGCAUUGUUUUGACAAGCAGAACUGAAGCAGUUUUGCCCUCUUCCCAAAGUAAUACUUGCUGUUGUUGUUGUUUGGUUUGGUUUGUUUGUGUAUUUUUUUCUUUUUCGCAAAGUUGAUUGUAACACUGCCGUUCGUCUUGUCUUUUAAAUUUCCUAUGUAUACUAGCUCCUUUGGACGAUGUUGUGGCGUCUCGCUUUCCUUAUGUUUCUACGUACGUUAACUGGUUUGCAUAAUGUUAGUCUUCCUCUUCUUUAACUUUCUCUCUGUGUUAGUUAGGCCUAGGCCAAACGUCGAACCACUUCAGUGGAUUCCGUCAACAGUCCCAGCAGUUAGAACUGCUGUACAAAACUUCAUUAUUCUCUUCGGGGGUACGUGUAGGUGUGAACGGGUUGAUACUUCUUUCACUGUAUCACUUUUCGAGGAAUAUAGCUUGCUAUGAGCCAUGGUGGCUUCACUGCCAUCUCAGAAACUUAGUGGCAACUUAAACGGUGUAUUUUCCAUUUCUUAAUCAGGUGCCAUGAAAGUGGACAUUUUAAACGGAAAGGGUGAAUCUAUGAACAAACUGCCUGGUGACAGAAGAAGAUUGUUGGUAGAGUUAAAGGUCAUUUGGCAUGGUAAGAGAUAAAUGCUUUACAUUGUAAGGAGAAGCACAUGAUUUGUGACGGUCUCGUAGUAUGCAUUGGUGGCUGCUCGUAGCAAUAAGCUUUCCUCUUUUUUUAGUCAAGUGUUGACAAAACGUUAGGUCUCCAUUGGCACAAAAUACCUCUCUCAAGAGUUAAGAAAUUCGUGUUUGCACUUGUUACUUGUGAGUACGAGGACGACAUUUAAUUUUAAGUUUUCUCGCCUAUUCUCUAAAAAUAGACACCCCAGAAAGCUUCGUUGUACUCAGCUUUUUCAUGACAACAGUUAAUCAAGUGUUGACAAAACGUUAGGUCUCCAUUCACACAAAAUAUCUCUCUCAAAAGUUAAGUUUUUUCAUCACAGAAGUUAGCACGCUUAGUUCCGUUGAAGAAGUUAAAACCCUCUCCCGACGGCUAACGAUAAAAUUCCUAAAAUUUGAUAACCUGUUUUCGUCACAACGACAUUCGCGCUUAAACUCGUGGUAGAAUGACGAUGGCUAUCACAGUUUCCCGCCAAAAUGACGUUGGUUCACGUGUACGCUAUACUUACUAUUGGGAAAAUCUCGUUCUUGUAGUCGUCCUCAUCUUAGAAUCUAAAGCUCUGUAUUUUGAUCUUAUAAGGAUCGGUAUUGUUAUUUAUUUACGUAUUUUUUGCAGGAAGUGACAAAGAUGGAGACAAAGUAAUCACUAAUCAUGUCUGUCAACAUGGAGGAAAGAGCUGGCCAUACUGGUUCAGAAAAAUGGGUAACUGAGCUAGUCUGCUGCUAUCAGCUGUGCUAUGAGAUUUAGUGGAUAGGGCUAUCCAUGCAGAGAUUAAACAACUGGGGCCAGUUGAAAACAGUGUGUGGAUUUACCUGUUCUUGCUGUUGUUUCAGAAAAUAUUACCCUGCUUGGCCCACAUACUCUUCAGCUUCAAGUGUUACUGAGUGACAGUUCAACUGCGCCAUCAGUUAAGAGUCUUCCAGUCCAUCGUAUCAAGUUUACCGUUACAGGUUUGUAAAAAAUGACCAGCCAGGGACAAUUUUAGGUUACAUUUACACUAGAUGUGACUUUUUUGGAUUCGUGACGAUUCCGAAAAAUUUGGUUACAGAUUCACUUUGUCCAGGAGGGAGGGGCCGUCUCUAGGGUAAACAUUGGUUCACUGAUCACUGCCAGUGUGACGUCACGUCAUACAUCGGUGAUUUUCAAAAUGGCGGGCAAAUUUUUUCGUUACGUUGCAAAGGAUGUCAAUUUUCUGAAUGUUUGAAUUCAUCUUUUGCCUUCUUCAAUAAGGCAGAGCUUUUGAAAAAUAACAUGGAAAUAUUCGCCAUAAGGUUCAGUCGGAAAAAGUUUCAAAAGCAUCACAUGAGGCAAAGAAAGGUACCGCGAAGUGUCUAUAAAUUGGCACAGUUUGUAUGAUCGUUUAUCGCUUUCGGGCAACGUGCGAAGUGGUGUGGAAAUAUCCUGAUCUCAGAAUAGGAGGAUUGGUUUAUGAUACAUUGAGCUUAAUGUACGCCGAGUUUCAGCGAGCCAAAGUGCGUAGUUCUUCUCAUCAAUCCCUUUAAAGUCGAUGGAAUGAAAAAAUGUGGAGACGACAUAAAUGUAAUCUGCUUACAUCAAGUCACUACCUGAUGCAACAGGUUGGCAGUAGAGAUCAGUGGUAAGUUUUGAAAUUUACUCGUUUACUUCUAACAACAGGAGACUUAUAUGUAUGUUUUGUGCAUGGAUUAACAUCAGGAAAACGUAAUUUUUUGAAUGGCAAAUAGAUAGCGGUCCUGAAAUACAUGCAGGUUAUAAAAUUAAUGUUCAGGCUCUACAAACUGCUCUCCAUAUAUUAAUGCUAGAGGGAUAACACUGCUAGGCUAGAAUCUAUGUGCAAUUGCAUUGUACAAUAUUAACUGCAAUAUUCCAUGAAAUAAUUUUUGAUCAGGGGUGCAAGGAAUCUCUGUUGUCAAAGUACAAAAUAUUAAAAUCAACAAAUUAAUACUAAUUAUUUAAGAACACUAUAAUUAUGAUAGUGUUGAAGUUUAUGUAUACAAACAGAAAUAGAUUUGAUACAUCUUUUAUGAGGGUUAUUGUUUUAUGCACUUAUUGAAACUAAUCUGUGCAACCGUCAAUCCCAAUUGUUCAGGAAGUACUGUUUCCCCAAAUUUUAAAGUGGAAAAAUCAAUUUCAAGCUUUUUGUAAGAGCCAUUGGGGGGCAGCCAGUGAGGAAUAACACGACAUGGUAUGAAUGGUAUACCUUCCUGGAUGGCCACCCAAAGACGAUGGUUUCCUUCAGUGAUAUAGGCUCUUCCAGUUGUAAGAUCACAUGAUAUUGAAAACCAUUUUUCAAAAUGAAACGUCUUACUUGUUCAAGAUGAUUGUGAUUAUUGCCAGCUUUUGGCAUGAGAGAUCUGUCAAAUUCCCUAUAUUCCCAAAGAUCUUGUGUUUUGACCAUUUGAAAUUCAUGCGAAUAAUCAAAUGCAUGAGAAAUGUAAGAUUUGGUCUGCAUUGCAUGUUUUUCACUUUCUGUGGGUUCAUCAAGUGUCACAAAGGACAUAUCUGUAUCAAUUAAUGGUUGAAAUGCUUUUGCAAAAUCAUCGUCACUACUCUCACUGUCAAUUUCUGUAGUCAUGCUUUUAAUCAACUCUUUAAAUGAUUUACACUUUGACUCUUUUUUGCCACCUUUAAUGUGUGAAGUUGUUUCUGUUCUUCCAACUUUUUGUUUUUUUGGUGGGUGCCUCUCAGGUGUGUAACCUUGCUUAGUAGGUGUGGAAGAAUGCUUCGGACUACCUCAUAACCUUUUUUGUGACAUUUGCUUGCUAUCAUGCAGCUCCACUUUAUCACAAGAGGGUUAUAUCUCAUACCUUUAGGGUGAGGCUUUUGCUUAUUUUUGGUAAGUUUUCCUUGCUUUGCAAAUUCCUCCUCCUGUUUCUUCAGUGAGGUUUAAGUGUCAGUAAGUAGAGCGUAGAGAACAGAAUUUUCAACAAGCCAAUGAUUUUCAAUGGCAAUAUCCAUUAGUUUAGCAAGGUCAGAUGAUUUGGGUUGAAAAUGUUUUGGUGCUUUCACAUUUUUUUGUUUCUCUUUUAGGUACAAACUGUAAUAUCGUUUUGCUUUUUUUUGGGUUUGAGCAACCACUUUGUGUAGAUUUUUUGCUCUGGCUAUGACUUCAGCACGUGAAAGAGUACUGAGUUUAGUGUGUGAAUCAUAGGCUGUUUUAGACUCAAAUGAUUCAGAUGAAGGAUUUGUUUUCCAAUGAAAGCGAGAUCGUAAAAUAUCUUGACAUUUGUGGCAUCUGGUUUUUGAAUGGACAGGUAGUUUGUAGGUGCAAUUUAAGCUCCUAACGCACUUGACAAUCUCUCCAUCUACAUUUGCUCCUUUUUCAUCCACAAAGUAUAAAUUUGUUUCCCUUUUUCUUUCAGCCAUAUCAACAAGGGCUGGAUCAUAUAUACCUGGACAAACCGGUAAGUUUUCAAUAGUUUUAAGUAUGACACCCAAACCAGAGUUUAAUAUGUUUUCUUGAAAAAUAUUGUGUGGGAGUUCCCCAUGGUCAAUUUUGUUACCCAAGAAUUCUACUGUAAAUGGACUAAAAUCCUUUGAAGGAAAUGUUUUUAUUUCAGAAGGAAGAAAAAGGGUUAACUCCUUCCACUUGGUUAUUACACCACCUUUUCCGAUAUUUGGAAGAGAAAAAGUAACCUUCAUGGUAUUAUCUGUAGUGUGCUGAGUAAAUGACACUGUCCAUGGAAAAAUACAUGAAAGAAUUGUUUGAAAAACUGUAUAAACUGGCAGAGGUGAUGACUGUACUUCACUGUCAUUUCCUGCAUCUACUGGUUCUUUUGGAGCAGUUUGUGUCAUUAUUUCAUUCAACACAUCUGUAAAAAUACCUGCUUUACAGUUUAAAGCAUCAGACACAGCAAAUUCUCUAUCCAAGACCAUUUUUUCUGAUAGCACAGUGGCUUGUCCUUUAGUUGGAUUAAUAGUUGUUUCUUCAAAAAACUCAUGCUUGUUGCUGUCAUUAUCUGUCGUUAUUGUGGAAAUUGAACAACCUUGUUUUUGGUAGAACAUGUUUUGAGCUUCUUUGUACUCAUGCUCUAUUUUAAUGGAUUUUAAAUAGAAAGGCUGACAUGACAUGCAUAUGUAGUCUGGAAAAGUUCCAUCACAAAGAUCUACACUAUACAAGUCAUUAUGUAAAUCAGUCUUAUUGCCAGUUCUUUCAUCCAAAAAAUUGCAUCCCACUGAAAACAUAUUUUUAAAACUAUUUAUGUGGUGUUUCUUGCAGGGAACAUCACUACUCAGGCAAACCUUGUUGCCACAUUGUGAACAAGGCACUAUACAUGGUGUAAUUUUCAGGAUGCCCAGCUGGGCAUCGCUGCGUGAUCUAGUGGAGCUUUUCCCCUUAGGAGGCUUAUGCCCUCUUGCUGAUAAACUGCCGUAAUGUUUAUCACAUACCCUAAGAUCUUUGAGAUUUUCAGGUGUAACAUCAUCAGGGGCACAUUUCAGUUCAUACUGCCCAACCAUACUAUCAAAUUUUCUUGAUCCUGCCUCAUUCUCACAUCCCUUCAGACAGCAUUGUACACCUCCCAUCAAUUGCCCAUGCAUAAAAACUGUUCCUCUUAUUUCUUCUAAAAGUAAAAAAUCAAAUAAAGGCUUUCCACAGCAUGACAACCAGUACAAAUCACUUGUUAUUCUGAAUUUAGUAUUUAUUUGAGAUCUUAGAUCUUUUAUUGUGGCAUAUGGUGCAAAAGGCAGGGUGUGUGGCUUGCCUGUUAUAUCAACAAUUUGAAUUGUUGUCAUCAACCUGUUAGAUCUUAUCUACAUGCUAAAAAGGAAACCAGGGUGGUGUAAUUCAAGCAGUCUGGCACAGGGAUAACUUAAAAGUACACCAAAUGAGAGAUAUAAAAUUGGAAAAAGGAGUGGCAUUUCUGUACAGGAUCUGGAAGUGACAUCAAAGGUCUCCCCAAAUAUAAUAAUAGUCACAACAUAUAAACCCACAAAGAAUGAAAAUGGGAGUGCAGAAAUUAUUAGCAAAAAAGCAGCAGUUGCCAAGUAAACAGGAUAUUGAAGUUCACAGUUUAAAGAACAAUUUUUUGUAAUACCAAGGUUCAGUAAAAAGCCAUGAGAAACAAAAAGGCACACGGUCAUUAGACAGGAGAAAAAAAGCUGUGAUUUUAAUCUCCAAAAAUAUUGUACCAGUGAAAAGUUGAAUUGGGGCUUUACAUGUAACAAAAUUUUGUAAACUGGAUCAAGCAAAGAUAGAAAUAAUUUCAAGAUAAUAACAGCAGGGAAUAGAAGCAUUUCUAACAAACAAUUUAAAGUUGAUCUAUACUUAAUCAUUUGCCUUAAAGAAACCAUGCACAAUACUUUCCUGUAAAACAAAAACGUCAGUGUAAAAAGAAUGGUGGUUAAGGCUAAAAGGGAAACAAGGAAGUUUGAGAGGUUGAAGUUUUGAAUUACCUUCACUUUGAAGUGGGUAAUAAAAAAGGACAAAACAGAGGAGACCAACAUUUUUACUACAUGAGAAGAUUUACUUUGUAACUCAAAGGAGUGAGGGAUUUGUGUCUCCGAAAAAGAUGGGGGCUUUGAAGGGAUGCAGAGGGCACAUGGAAGGUUUGAAAGGCCUGGGAAAGAUAUUGCAACCAUUGCAAAAACAAUAUGGACAUGCACAACAGCCAUCACAAGAUACACAAUCUUAUGAUUGUGAGGACUAAAAAGCCAAGCAAUGUCAAAAUAUAAAUCAUACAACAAGAAGCCCAUUGUCAAAUAUAUACAUAAUACAAUAUUUUUAUUCAUCAUGAUGUUUUCUUCUUCUAAAGUAAAUAAUUAUAGAUAUAUAUUAUAUAAAUAUGAUCUUACUUUAUUAAUUUUCUCCCUAAGUAAUUUUUCCUUUUUAAAAUAAUAUAACUUCUUAAAUUAAGCUAUGUACUUUUUAUUUAAAAUAUUUUUUUCUGUCUCUUUUAUAUGUCUUUAAUAUUAUUAUUAUUGUUUUUUUCUCAAGUAAUAGUCACACUAAAUUAAUUAAAAGAAUAAUCUUUUUAAAAGGCAAAUACAGAAGCCAACAACACUGCUAACAAGCAACAACAACAAUGACACAGGCAAGUAAAAUACGGGGAAAAAGCCAACAAAAAACUGCAGACAAAUGCAAAUAGCAAAUUUUACCAACAAUAACAAAACAGAAUAAAACAACCAACAGCAGUAAAUUUUCAAAGCAGUAAAGGCCAGCAAUUACUUUGAUCAAAACAGAGGGGCACCAGAUUAACCAGCAAACCUUAGACACAAGCAGUAAACAAACAAGCAAACUUAACACACAAUGACAGCGUUAAAGUCUGCAAAAUUUACCCCAGACAGUCAAGAAGCCAAGAAACCACACGCGAUUCAACACAGUAUCUUCACAUUCAAAAGGAUUGAUGAGCAAAAUGGCUCGUUACAUCAACACAAAUCAACUAUCGUAUCAAACUUCUGUUAUUAAUGAAUUAAACCUCCUCUUCUGAGGAGAUUUGGUUGGGAAUUUAAAGAGAAAACGGCUGACGUUUAGGGUGGAUUUAUCUAGUUCCGAGUUCAAAAUGGCGCCCACGUCACUGACCCGAAGUGGAUUGGAGUAGAAUUUAACACAAACGUGCGGACAAAACAAACACAGCUUUUACACACAAACAAUAUAAGCAACAAAGCUUGCACACUUACGACAAAUUGUUUUACCAACGCUGAACAAAAGCCUGUAUUAGCCCUUUCUUUGUUUAACUUCGAUGGCUUCUCCACGCUAAACUGAUCAAGCGACCCGAAGCUCUGAGUCGUUGCUAUGUGACGUCACACUGGCAUGAUGACUCGGUCACAGACAAAUACCCGAAAACAAUAGAGACGCCUCCUCCCUCCUGAUUGAACUCAACUCCCACAGUAGAUCCACGGGAAAGACUGUCAUGUGGAGAAAUUGAAAACACACGCGUAAAAUGUUAAAUAACAAAUUACUGCGGUUUGUCAAUUACCGCGGACGUUACCAUUAUAAUUCUUGUCGUUAUUAACAGCCUCGUCAGAAGUCAUAAAAUUUUCCCUGGCAUUUUCUUUUUAUUGCAAAAACCUUGAAAGGGAACAUUGUAUUUUUGAUCCACCCUGUUAAAAUAACUCGUACAUCUUUUGUUAUCUUGUUUCUUCUUUGUCAUUUCUGUUUAUUUAGAGGCUCAUCCAAACAAAUUCACUGUUGGAAUGUUGGAGACACCUCUUAGAGUUGGAGUUCCUUUCCAGGUUUUUUUUUGUUGUUUCACCCCCCUCUCCACCCUGUUUUUGAGAGGAUGUAGCUCCCGUAGGGGGUAGGGGGAGUUCUUCCUAGUAAUAGGCCAAUGGGUAUUUGCCCCUGGAUUGGGUCGCAUUUGGGUAUGUGCCCCCCUAGAUAGGGUCGCGAGGAUGUAGCUCCCAUAGGGGGAGGGUACUUCCUAGAAAUAGACCAAUGGGUAUGUGCCACUGGAUGGGGUCGCAUUUCCACGAUUGGGUUGACUAUAAUUGGGAAUAAUGGUUUUGCAUUUUCAGAAGAGUUACUAGAAUUGGGUCUCAGGUUUUCGGGAUUUUGAGGGAAAAGAAUCCUUUAUAAGAAGGGGCUUAAAAAUGGGAAGUUGGGAUUGUGAAAAUUACAUUUGCUUAAAAGUGACUAAGAGGGAGUCUAUAAUUGGCCACAGAAUGGCCAACAGUUGUGAAGGGGUUCUAAGAGGCCAGCAACUCAUAAUAAGCAAAAUAUGAUCCAAGUACCCCUAGCAAUAUGUCACUAGAGGGUGGUAUCAAGGUUUAGCUAGUCUGAAAUGGCAAAUAUAACAUACUAUGUUUUCUUGGUGGUUAAGAUUCCACUGAAUUUGCUGGAUGAGUUUGAAAACCCUUCAAAGUUAUCAGAGCAAAAAGCACUCGUGUUAAGUGCAAGGUGAGUGUAUUUUGAUAAAUUUUUAAUGAAACAUGGAUUUGUAACCUUGGUGUUAAAGUCAAUUUUGCCUUCAACAGAAUAACAUAACUUGUUUAUAUUGUUAGCGGACUGGAGUUGACUCACCAGGGAACAUCAGUGAAGGGAAUCAGCCUGAUCGUUAAGGGUGUGGUUGCCCUUGGUUCUGUACCAUCCCAUGCAGGAAAGGUGAGGGGAUUUUUGUACAAAAUCUUGGCCGAUCUGAUCUAAUUUCUCGUAAUAAAAUGGGGUACGAUGAUAUCAUCAGUAGCCUUCGUGAUUCAGAAUCUCGAACUUACGUUAAAUUUAUCUGAACAGUUUUUUGUUUGUUUGUUUGUUGUAAAAGGAGUUUAAUCUAAAGAUCGCCCUACGAAGACUUGAAGAAGGUUCACAGAGCUUGAAGAUCAGGUUACUUCGAAGUACUCUUUUGACGCCAUAUGUAGGUUGAGUUUGUCUUUGGUUCUCUCCCUUGCUCCGAGAGGUUUUUUCUCCAGGUACUCUGGUUUUUACCUCUCCUUAAAGACCUUCACUUUCAAAUUCUAAUUCGGUCUAGAACUCACGGACACGUUUCAACGAGUUCUCAAGAACUCCUAAAUGCUCCGUGGGUAAACAAAUUACAAUUUACAAUUUUCACCAGCAUGUAAAUUUUCCCUAAAAAAAUGACUCCGAGACUGUCUAAAAAGGAUGCCUUCCUUUGGGUUGAUCGGGAUCAGGAUCAGUGAUCUGGCAUCACUCGGAUCAUACUACAUUAAAUAAAACAAAGAAUCCUUUUCCAGAGUUGAUUUGUCGGUUCCUCAAAUGUGCUAUGGUCCAAGUGAUCACUGAUCCUGAUCCGGCUCACCCCAAUCGAACAAACCUUAAAAUGCAACUUAGAUGUAGGGUUUUAAUGCUAUUAAAUCAUAUUUAAUGUAGUUGACGACUAGGAGCUACGGUGUCUAGUGUUUUUGGCGUUUUUGGUGGCGUGUUGGCUGUCUGUAGCGCUGUGGCGUGAAGAUGUUUGCGUUUGUAGUGUUAACCAUUGUUCGUGAGCGUGGCGGCUGAUUCCUGUCCAGCGGUAUGUUGCUUUGGCGCAUGCGCAGGCCAUGUGCCUACGUCGGUUUGCGUUGUACUCGAAGCUUUUUUGGCGUGGCGUGGCGUUCUAGUAGCAUAGCGUUUCUCUUCCCUCCCUGCGCUUUCUUGGUUUACCAUCUCGCCCUCCGUCCCGGGUUUUUUUUCUUCGUUUCGGAGGUUUGUUCAUUUUACUUCCACUGGGCUUCUGGCCUCAGUGUGACGGGUGCCAUAGUGGGGGGCUGGGCGCGGGGGGCUCGUGGCUGGGUUGCGGGUUGGUAGGCCUGUGGGUGUUCUUCAUCCUUGGGGUGUGAGCGGUUACAGCCCCCUGGCCCAAGUUAAGGGCACCCAACCUCCACUUGUGACGCGGGCGUUAACUGAGACGUGCACGCCCCCUUCUCACUCCAAUUUUUGACGCUCUUAAGCCUGUUUCUGUUUACUGAAUCACGUUUUAUGCUGCAGGGCCACCAGAUUCCCUUGCGGUCACACCAAAUGACAGUGAGGUUACCAUUGAAAACAACAGUGCCCUGUAG